Molecule: messenger RNA, 1138 nt
Organism: Polyodon spathula (Mississippi paddlefish)
Lineage: Eukaryota; Metazoa; Chordata; Actinopteri; Acipenseriformes; Polyodontidae
Gene: nmnat3
Product: nicotinamide nucleotide adenylyltransferase 3
Exons: 5
Coding region: 139-921 (260 amino acids)
Biological process (GO): NAD+ biosynthetic process
Cellular component (GO): mitochondrion
Molecular function (GO): nicotinate-nucleotide adenylyltransferase activity; nicotinamide-nucleotide adenylyltransferase activity
Source: RefSeq, a predicted model, not a curated record
CUCUAUACUGUUCUCAUCAGGACACUUAGAAUACGACAUUUGCUCUGAGGGGGAAUGAAAAUGGUGUUGCGCACCUGGUAUGCACUGGUCAGAGAAAGCAAAACAUGAAGUGAGGACGGUUGUAAACGCUCUUCUGAAAUGGUUGGGAGGAUUCCCCUAGUCCUCCUUGCAUGUGGCUCCUUCAACCCCAUUACCCACCAGCACAUGCGCUUGUUUGAAUUAGCGAGGGACCACAUGCAUCAAACAGGACGAUAUAAAGUCAUUGAGGGCAUCAUUUCCCCUGUCAGUGAUGAAUAUGGUAAGAAAGGCCUGGUCUCGGCAAGGCAUCGUGUUGCCAUGAGUCGUCUGGCUCUGGAGACUUCUAACUGGAUCAGAGUGGACCCCUGGGAGAGCCAACAGCAGCACUGGAGCGAGACAGUCGAGGUACUGAGGCACCAUUAUAACAGACUGCACAAUCCUGAUCGCCUAAAGGGAAGCGUGCAAGAUACAUGUGUGAACAAGACUAAGCAGGACAUGAAUUCAUAUCCAGGAUCACCGCAGCUGAAAUUGCUGUGCGGGGCUGAUUUCUUGGAGACAUUCAAAAUUCCUAAGCUGUGGAGGGAAGAGCACAUUGUGGAAGUGGUCGGCAAGUUUGGCCUGGUAUGCAUCAGUCGCGGCUUGACAGACAUGCACAGGUUCAUACACGAGUCGGACACCCUCACCAGACACCGGCACAAUAUCCACUUGGUAAGGGAGUGGAUCCAAAAUGAAAUCAGCGCCACCGAAAUCCGCCGGGCUUUGCGUCGGGGACAGAGUGUCAGGUACCUGCUCCCAGACUCUGUCAUUAAGUACAUUAAACAGCAUGACUUGUACACUGCAGAGAGCGAGCUGAAGAAUGCAGGUGACAUCCUGCAGCCCCUCAAACAAACAAUGAGUGAAUGAGGAGGACUUCACUCUCCCUGAAAGAGUGGGUUUAUUCACAGACGGAAAACAAAAUGUCAUCAGAAGCAGUCGUUUGGUGCUUAUAUUUUUAUGUCAUGUAGUGCCUUUUUUAUUGGUAUCUAAUAGUGGUUAAUAAUGAAAAACGUGCUGUAUUAAGUAUACGCUGUUAUAGAGUAUUUAAUCUACUUCUACUAUUACUUCAUUAAACAACACACAG